GUUGAUUUAUUUUCCAGGUUAAGAGCAAACAUACAAGUUCACCAUGCUGCCUCUGUCUGGGUGCAUCAUCUGACACUGAUACACCUAUUACCUUCAUUUCCACCUGCUUAGUGCCCCCUAGUGUCUCAGAAAAUCCAAAAAUAAAUGCAAAAAUAACAAAUAAUGAUAAUAAUAAACUAUUCCAUAGCUCCUAUACGGUUUUAAAUGCAGGUUUGACUCCUUAGCUUGUCCUUCGGUGUCCAUAUUUCCAACAACCCCUCUACUAGGAAUUUAUGCAUUUUUAAUUUAAACUAAUUGAUUAAUUAAAUUCCACAAACCAGACACUAAACAUGGAGCUGGACCCUCAGUGUCUAGGUCUCUGCAUUCAUAUCAGCCCUGUGAAUGUGGAUGCCCACUAGUCUGCGCUGCUCCAGUCUGCUUGCGGUCACGGUCAGUGAAAGGUAAAAGCGGUCCCAGCUGGUGUCUGGAUGAUCACUGUCUGGGUCUGGAUCCUCCUCCCCCACCCCACACAUCCACCACCACCACCACCACCACCAUGGAUCACUGACAGGAUGAGAAAUAGGAGGCGGGCUCUAAAUGAGACCGCAUCCCACAACCAACACACACAGCAGUCUGCUCCGCACAGCUGAAGGACCCGCGGGACAGUCAUAUCACAGGAUGAGGAAGAUGAGGAUAGUCCAUGGAUGCACCGCACGGAGCUCCAGGGUCGUGAUGUAGGUUUCUGUGCUGCGGGUGGACGCUGACAGGUUUCUGGACCGGUCGCUCCUGGUCCUCCUCGCCUCAUGCGAUACAGAACGGUCCCGGGAAGAGAUCCAGCAACACAAGGUCCAAUGGUUUUUGCUCCUGCAACUGCACUAGACCCCAGAAACAGGGCAUGGAUAUAUCUGAACUGGAGUUUGUUCAGAUAAUAAUAAUCCUGCUGGUGAUGACUUUCAUGGUAGUCGUGAUCAUCUGCCUACUCAACCACUACCGGCUGCCAGCCCUGGCCUUCUUCAGCAGGCUCAGCCACACUCAGAGAGACCAGGCCACACAACUGGAUGGCAGUGAGUGGUCAGACAGUGUGCUGACUCAGCAGAGAAAUGGCGAGGUGAUAUGUGGCCAUCUAAACAGCCUGCCGCCCUUCAUACAGCAGCAGCGACUGUGUCGCUUCCAGCCCACCUACCCCUACAUGCAGCAGGAGAUCAUCAACCUCCCCCCCAUCAUAUGCCUGUCAGACGGGGAGGAGCUGCUGCCCUACAAGGGUCCCUGCAGCCUACAGCUCCGUCACCCGGACCAGCAGCUGGAGCUGAUCCGAGCCGCCGUGCGCGCUCCACCGAACCGGACCGUCUUUGACGGUGACCUCAUAGACAUUUAUAUACACAGUAAGAGCGUGCAGGCUCCCAGCAGUAACUCUGGAACCGACAACGCCAGGAUGGAGGGUCCUCCACCCUCCUACAGUGAAGUGAUGGGGGACUACCCCGUCUCCACAGCCUCUUACAGCCAGUACAGCAAUAAUGCCCCGCCUGCAGACAACGCGUCAGGACGUGAGAGUCCACGGACAGUAUUUGACGCCGGCAGCAGUGAAAGCACAACAGCCUCCACUGACUCGAACAAGAAGAGCUGACAGACGAAAGAAAAACAAACUCAACAGUCCUUAAUCUGCAUAUUUCUUUCAGCAGUCUGUCUAACUUUGCUCUACUUUAAAACCCGAAGCGAUCCCCCGGAGCUGAAACUGUUUUUAUGUAACAUUAAAAGCUGCAAGAUUUUUUUUAUUUAUUAGGUACUAAAACUAAAAAUCUCUUGCUUUGUUUGUCUAUUUUUGUAUGCGUUUCAUUUCUGCAUGCUCACGUUGUGGACAAGUCCAACUUUGUUGUCCAGUUUCUGUUUUUGAUUUAUCGGACCUAUGUGCACAAAUCCCUCUCAAAUCCAGAAACGAGUGCCAUGAUUCAUAACUGUCACUGAUCAUGGGAACGUACUGUAGUAUGUAAUGUAAGCCAAUCUGAAGUUGCACUAACUUGUUAUUGUUAUUUUCUUGUCAAGGAGCUCUUAAGAUUGUGUGUUUGUGUUUUCUGUGACAGGACUCUGCUCGAGUCUGAAGGAUUGUUGGACUAUGAGCCAUUUUUUUUUCUGAUUCUGAUGAAUAUUGCUGAGAAAAUGAAAAACUGGAUGAAAGAUUGUUUUUUUUUUAAUGCUUUUGAGACCUGAUGUUAUAGAUCUAUGCUUGUUUGUAUUUAUUUAUUUGAUGCUGGCAGCUUGAGGAAAUGUUUGGCAAAGCCUAUAAUAAUUUGUUAAUGUUUGUUUCAGUCACAGUUCAGGGAGUUUUACCGUAAUCUCCCAGCGUAGCCUGACCUGGGACUUGAUACUGUCUUUUAUCACUCCUUACUGCUGCUGCUGCUGCUGCUGCUCCAUUUAAGUACGUCACUUUUUUCCCCUCCAAUUUUGUGUGUUUAAAUUGUUAUUUAGGUAAAAUAUCAAAAGUAGAUUUUUUUAUUGUUAUUUCUCCUUUAAACAAGCUCUUGUUAUUUAAAGUUUACAAUGUUUUCCGACGUGUUUUCAAGGAGGGUUUGCAUGUUACGUGGAUAUGAGCUAACUCUGUGCCUGAUGGUGACAUUGCAUUGGCCACAGGAAGCCACUUGCACUUAAAAAAAAAAAAAAAAGCCCCCCCCCGACCUCUGUUGUGCCUCACUUCCAAUGGUGCUUUUUUCAGCAGUCUGACUCUUGAGUCUUGAUCUGUACAGUACUGUAUAUAACUUAAUAUAUUAUGCACAUGCCCUACCCACACAGUGGGCAGAAAAGAACCACAAGAGAACAUUAAUACUGUUAUAACGUAAACAUUAAAGCAAAGAGAAUGCAUUAGAAAGGUGAA
Larimichthys crocea (large yellow croaker) is the source of this 2845-nucleotide messenger RNA. RefSeq names its product low-density lipoprotein receptor class A domain-containing protein 4. Gene Ontology annotation, cellular component: Golgi membrane; early endosome membrane. Gene Ontology annotation, molecular function: R-SMAD binding. Gene Ontology annotation, biological process: negative regulation of transforming growth factor beta receptor signaling pathway. The coding region runs from base 875 to 1603 and encodes 242 amino acids. NCBI's taxonomy places the organism in Eukaryota, Metazoa, Chordata, Actinopteri, Sciaenidae. The record is from RefSeq and is a predicted model, not a curated record. The transcript is spliced from 4 exons.